UUGAUCCAAAUCUCAGUGUUGACAUCCAACACACACACACACACACAGGCAUGUUGGCCUUGAUGGCUGCCGGCAGCGCCUUCUUCCCAGGAAUUUUCCUGCUUUCCAGACUGACUCUGAGGUUUGUGAUGGGAUGGAAUGAGGCCGACGCCACUGUUGUGUCUGUGCGCGGCGUGUCAUCCGUGCAGGCGGCCAUGGCGUCAGCAGCCGGAUACAUCAUCGCCUCAUCUUGCCAUGACAUCAUGGAGGACAAGCACUGGCUGGCCGACGCCUACAUCAGCUUCGCCGCGCCCUACUUCAUCUACGACGUCUUCGCCAUGUUCCUGUGUCAUCGACACAAGCGCCAGCAGCAGGAGGGUGUGCACGUGGCGGCCUUUGUACGUCAAGAGGUACUGAUGGUGCUGCAUCACGCCUUCAUGGUGCUCUUCUGCCUCCCUGCCUCCCUGGUGUGGAGGCAGGGCAAGGGUGAUUACUUCCAGGGCAUUCUGCUGCUGGCUGAACUCAGCACGCCGUGUGUGAGUCUGGCUAAAGUUCUGAUGCAGCUGAAGAAGGAGCACACGCUGCUGUACAAGGUGAACGGCGCGCUGAUGCUGCUGGUCUUUUUUGGCUGCCGGGUCUUGCUCUUCCCCUGCCUGUACCUGGCCUACAGCAGGUACGCGUCCCUGCCCGUCCAUCAGGUGGUGCUGGAGGCCCCGUGGCAGUGCAAUGUGGGCGCGGCCAUGCUGUGGCCCCUGCAGAUCUAUUGGCUCACGCUCAUGUGUAGGCGGGCGCUACGCCUCCUCACGCGGCGCUCAGACGCCGACGCCAAGAAGACAGCAUGAUGCUCAACCUUUACUCCUCCACUCAGCCUUUAUUUUGGUAGGUGCGGCAGGAAAUUAUGUCACGACUAAACAAGUAAAAAAGUGAACGGGUUUGUUUAAUGAGAAGAUGUUAAAGGUCAGUCUGCCUUCACUUGGUUUUUCCUCCACACUUCCUGUCCGCUGAUAUAGGUCGCCGUCACUCCCAGCGCGUCAUCCAACAACACCAUGUCUGAAAUAAAACACUUAUUGAUCCAUCAAUCAAUAACAUCUAUUGAUUCAUCAUAUCUAGCAAUCAAUAGCAUCUAUUGAUUAAUCAUAUUUAUCCAUCAAUCAAUACCAUCUAUUGAUUAAUCAAAUAUAUUAACUAAUGAAUACUGGAUAUUAACUAAUCAUAUCCUUCCAUCAAUCAAUACAUCAUUGAUUAAUCAUAUCCAUUCAUCAAUCAAUAUCGAUUCAUAUCUAGCCAUUAAUCAAUACUAUCUAUUGAUUAAUCGUAUUUAGCCAUCAAUCAGUCAUAUCCAUUGAUUAAUCAUAUCUAUUCAUCAAUUGAAAUAUCUAUCAUUAAUCUCCCCGUGAAUGCGUGGGUUCCCUCCGGGUACUCCGGCUUCCUCCCACUUCCAAAGACAUGCACCUGGGGAUAGGUUGAUUGGCAACACUAAAAAUUGGCCCUAGUGUGUGAAUGUGAGUGUGAAUGUUGUCUGUCUAUCUGCGUUGGCCCUGCGAUGAGGUGGCGACUUGUCCAGGGUGUACCCCGCCUUCCGCCCGAUUGUAGCUGAGAUAGGCGCCAGCGCCCCCCGCGACCCCGAACGGGAAUAAGCGGCAGAAAAUGGAUGGAUGGAUAAUCAAUCCAUCUAUUGAUUAAUCAUAUCUAUAUAUCAUAUCAAUCCAUCAAUCAUGUCAAUCAACACGUAUAUCGUUUAUCAAUUGUAUCUGUUAAGAAAUCAUAUCGAUUUGUCACCCAAUCCUAGCUAUUGAUCGACCAAUUGUUAAUUUUUUAUUAUAUCUAUUGAUCACUAAAUCGUAUUGAUUGCACAUUAAUCUAUUGAUCAAUAAUCUUAGAUAUAGAUUAAUCUUAUCUGUCAAGUAAUAUUUUGUAUAAAUUGAUUAAUUAUACCUAUUAAUCAAGCAAAACUAAUAAUUGUAUCGAUUGAUUACUCAUAUCUCUACUGAUCACUCAAUCAUAAGUAUUGUUUAGUGAUUGUGAAAUGAAUCAGACCUGCGUCUGAACCAAAGUUCAAGUUUCCUUUCUGGUGGCUGAUUCCCAAGAGUUGAGAAGGAUGUAACGACGCUGCUUCUAACGCUUCUUCCACACUGCAGCCUGCACAUGAAUGAACACACACACAGUUGAACACUUCUUGCUUCCUUCCAUCCUUGCUGCCUUCCUUCCUUCCUUCCUUCCUUCCUUCCUUCCUCAUCAGCUGACCUGAGGCUUGUUUGAAGUGACGCACACACAUGUCCAUGGUGGCGAUGCUGCCACUCAGCGUCUGCGUGCCUUGAAGAGUCAGAAGAAGAUUCAAAUGAAGAAGACCCAGAUGAAGAAGAUUAAGAAGAAGACUCAGACAAAGGUCCAGAUGAAGUGUAAAACGAAAAAUAGUUAGAAUAAGAAGAGUCAGAUAAAGUGGAGAUAAAAGAAGAAGAGUCAAAAAGAAAGAGUCAGAAGUAUAAUACAACUUUAACAUUUGACAACCAAACAAUUAAACAAGGCGACUCGGUAAAGAAUCUGGGUAUUAUCUUCUACCCAACUCUCUCCUUUGAGCCACACAUUAAAAGCGUUACUAAAACGGCCUUCUUUCAUCUCCGUAAUAUCACUAAAAUUCGCUCCAUUCUGUCCACUAAAGAUGCUGAGAUCAUUAUCCAUGCGUUUGUUACGUCUCUCCUCGAUUACUGUAACGUAUUAUUUUCGGGUCUCCCCAUGUCUAGCAUUAAAAGAUUACAGUUGGUACAAAAUGCGGCUGCUAGACUUUUGACAAGAACAAGAAAGUUUGAUCACAUUACGCCUGUACUAGCUCACCUGCACUGGCUUCCUGUGCACUUAAGAUGUGACUUUAAGGUUUUACUACUUACGUAUAAAAUACUACACGGCCUAGCUCCAUCCUAUCUUGCCGAUUGUAUUGUACCAUAUGUCCCGGCAAGAAAUCUGCAUUUAAAGGACUCCGGCUUAUUAGUGAUUCCCAAAGCCCAAAAAAAGUCUGCGGGCUAUAGAGCGUUUUCCAGUACUCUGGAAUGCCCUCCCGGUAACAGUUCGAGAUGCUACCUCAGUAGAAGCAUUUAAGUCUCACCUUAAAACUCAUUUGUAUACUCUAGCCUUUAAAUAGACUCCCUUUUUAGACUAGUUGAUCUGCCGUUUCUUUUCUUUUACUCCUAUGUCCCACUCUCCCUUGUGGAGGGGGUCCGGUCUGAUGGCCAUGGAUGACGUACUGGCUGUCCAGAGUCGGGACCCAGGAUGGACCGCUUGCCUGUGUAUCGGCUUGGGACAUCCCUGUGCUGCUGAUCCGCCUCUGCUUGGGAUGGUUUCCUGCUGGCUCUGCUGUGGACGGGACUCUAGCUGCUGUGUUGGAUCCGCUUUGGACUGGACUCUUGCGGCUGUGUUGGAUCCACUAUGGAUUGAACUUUCACAGUAUCAUGUUAGACCCGCUCGACAUCCAUUGCUUUCGUCCACUCCAAGGUUCUCAUAGUCAUCAUUGUCACCGACGUCCCACUGGGUGUGAGUUUUCCUUGCCCUUAUGUGGGCCUACCGAGGAUGUCGUAGUGGUUUGUAUUGUGGUUUGUGCAGCCAUUUGAGUCACUAUUGAUUUAGGGCUAUAUAAGUAAACAUUGAUUGAUUGAGAACAAGAAAGGUCAGUUGAAGGAAAGUCAGAAGAAAAAGAGACAGAAAAAAAAGAAGAGUCAGAAGAUUACAAUGAAGAAGAUUAGGAAGAAGAGUCAAAGAGUCAGAAGAAGAUUCAAAUGAAGAAGAGUCAGAAGAAGAAGACUAAGAAGAAGACUCAGACAGAGGGCCAGAUGAAGAGUCAAAUAAAGAAUAGUCAGAAGAAGAAUAAGAGAAAGAGGAGAAAGAAGAAGAGUAAAAAAUGGGUGUUAGAAGAACAGUCAGUUGAAGGAAAGUCAGAAGAAAAAAAAGUCAGAAAAAAAGAAGAAUCAGAAGAAGAUUCAAAUGAGGAAGAUUAAGAAGAAGAGUCAAACAAAGAGCCAGAUGAAGAGUUUAACAAAGAACCGUAAGAAGAAAGAGUCAAAAUAUGAAUAAAAAGAAGAGAGAAAACGAGUCAGAAGACUAGUAUGAAAAAAAGAAGAGUCAGAAGAGCAAAGAGAAGAACAAGAAGAGUCAGUAAAACAAGAAGAGUCGGAAAAACAAGAAGAGUCAGCAGAAGAGUCAGAAGAACACAAAGAAAAAGAAGAAUCAAUAGAAGAUGACGUGUCAGAAGAAAAAGAGUCAGAAGAAGAAAAGUCAAAAGUACAAGAGUCAGAAGAACAUACAGAAGAAUCCAAAAAAGAGUCAGAAGAACAUACAGAAGAAUCCAAAAAAGAGUCAGAAGAACAUACAGAAGAACAAGAAGAAGAGUUAGAAGAACAAAACGAAUCAGAAGACGAAGACGAGUCAGAAGAAGAAGAAGAGUCAUAAGAUGACAAGUCAGAAGAAGAAAAGUCAGAAGAACAAGAAGAGUCAAAAAACAAGAAAAGUCAGAAGCAGAAGACAAAAAGGGGAGGGUUUAUGGGUAUGGGCGGGGUAAGCGGACCUUUUACAAAAGCUUGCAGACCCUGGAUCUCGAUGACAUGCUGGCCUAGCGUGUGGCGACCUGGAGGAAGGCCCAUGGCAGCGAUGGCGUCCGUCACCAACACCAAACCUGCACACACACCAUCAGAGACUGUGGACAAUCGUGACCUCUGACCUUGAGAGCCCACCUGCCGGGUGAGCACGGUGAGCGAUGCGCAGAGCGGCGGGGUUUGUGUGGAUCCCGUCAGCGAUCAUCCCGUAAAACACGCUCCUCCCCUCCGGGAUCUGGUCACUGGUCAGCAGGCCCACGAUUCCCGGGUCUCGAUGGCUGAACUGGACCACAUGACAGGAAGUUAGCCUGGGAUAGUGACAAGGUUCAGCGCCAAGGGGCGGGACCUACGGGCAGCAUGGCGUUAAAGAGGUGGGUGAUGAAGGAGGCGCCGUGUCGGACCGCCUCCUCCGCUUGGGACAAGUUGGCCAUGGAAUGUCCUGCGGGAAUGCGAGCGUAAGAGCGUGCACGUGGCGGCGCACGUAAGUGCGAGCGAGUGGGAACGCACCGAGCGACACGGUCACGCCCCUUUGGCAGAGCUCCUUCACCGCCGAUUGGCUGCCAUCCAGCUCGGGAGCCAGCGUCACCAUGGCGACGUCGUCCAGGCUACCGUAGACUUCAAUAAGGUCCGCCGAGCCUCCUGAGGCGAAGGUACGCAGAAAGCGCUCGGGAUGGGCGCCCUUUUUCUCGGCACUGAUAAACGGACCCUCCAAGUGGACCCCUGCCCAUCACAUCGGCAAACAUCAACAAUGUAGCACGCGUCCCGCCACUGCCGCCGCCAACACGGGACCUCACCGAGAACGCCCGCUCCGUGCCUGCCUCCAUCGUGAACUUUGACCUGAGGCAGAACCUGAAAGACAUUUUCCCAGAUGUGAGGCGGGGGGAGGAGUGGGAGUGGGCGGGUGUCACCGACCUUGUGAUAGACGUCCAGAGGGGACGUGACCAGCGUGGGACAGAAGGACGUGACGCCAUGCUCCAGAACCUUCCGGGCCACCAAGGAGACCCCGGCGUUGACGUCCUCGGAGACUUGUGAGAAGUCGACCCCGUAAGCUCCUGCAUGAAGACCACGCACGUGUCACACCCACACACACACACACACACGGAUGCACACACAAGAGACCAGCAGCUGCACCAUUGAUCUGGACAUCGAUGAAACCGGGUGCCAAGAUGGUGCCCUCACAAUCUACUCGCUCGUCGGCAUAGGCCUUCUCGUCGAAAAAGAGCUUUUCGGGAUCCAGAAUCUUCCCUUCGCGCACCCACAGGUCCUCCCUGCACACACACACACACACACACACACACACACACACACACACACACACACACACGCACACAAACAAAGGUCAGGCAUGCACGUCAGCGGCGGAUCCGUGCGUGUCGACGUCACCUGAGCAGCCGGUGGUCCCUGAGGAUCCUGCAGUUGACGAACUGCGUAAUGGGAGCCUCGGACACCGACUUGUUGGACGGCAUCCUGCACUGAGUAGAUCAUCUCGUCUUGUCGGACUCUUCACACACUUUGUGUUUGCUUUUGCCGACGACUAAUCAACAUUUAUCUUACCUUAUCUUGUCUUGUCUUAUUUCAGACUUUGACACCUGAUCUUCUUCAGCGCUCAACCCCAACCUAGAACUCAGUCCGCUAACUGCAAACUACGUUAUGAAAGUUGUUGUUUGAGUCGCCCAGCCUCUGCGUUCACUCAGACAAGUUAGGAGGCCAAGACAACGGAUAAAUCUGAACUAUUAGCUCACAAAUGUCCAAUCGGCUCCUGCAAAAUAGUUACAAAUUUAACCGUAAGUGUCAAAUUUCGUCAAAGUUCGAAUCUCGUCGAACAGGAAAUAGGGGGAGGACCCGCUUCCUAAAAGUGUCUUUUUGUCAAAAACGAUUCCGCACGUUUUAAAACUUACCUUCCGUCUUCUUGGCGCGGUCGUAUCUCAAAGAAACGUCCUAAAAUCAGCUUUUUGAUCCUAAAUUGUCUGCUGCUCACCGAGGAAGACGACGACAGGA
Molecule: messenger RNA, 6557 nt
Organism: Nerophis ophidion (straightnose pipefish)
Lineage: Eukaryota; Metazoa; Chordata; Actinopteri; Syngnathiformes; Syngnathidae
Product: ceramide synthase-like
Exons: 6
Coding region: 51-821 (256 amino acids)
Biological process (GO): lipid homeostasis; ceramide biosynthetic process
Cellular component (GO): endoplasmic reticulum; membrane
Molecular function (GO): sphingosine N-acyltransferase activity
Source: RefSeq, a predicted model, not a curated record